AGUGCUUGACGGACAACACAAACACACACACACGUACAAUGUUGCAAAGUCUUAGAGGUCAGCUUAAUACCUGAGACGGUUCAAAGGGUGUUUGCGGUUUUCGCUGCUUUAACUGUUCAGCCGCCCUAACGUUCCUGUGUUCUGCUUUGCCACACGGUCGUCCUAGUGUUCCUCUGGUUCUUGCAGUCCUUCUGCAUGGUUUCUAAUUUUCAGUCAGUUUGCAACCCUCGUUGCUGGGCCGAGACCUUUGUUAGUAUCGACAUGCCAAACCUCAGCAGCCUGGGCAAGAUCUGUGGCUCCAGCCGGGGCGAGGAUAUGGUGGUGAUGGACAGGGCAAAGCGCAAGAAUUCGGUUAGGCGCAUGUCGAUCAUUGAGGAUGGUCAGAUUGCUGAGGUUCUCUACCUGAUUCCGAAACAAUCGAUGAUGGAGCAGCUUCCCUUCCUGAACCCCAACGACUAUAUCCUGUGUGAGCGGAUGGUAGGCAUGCCGCCAGACAUGGGAUCAAUUGGACCAGUGGCCCAUGUUCAGGACCCUGCAGAGAAGCUGUGCAUCCAAUGCUACAAAUGUGGGGAGCCAUGCAAGGGAGAGGUGCUGCGGGUCCAGUCCAAGCACUUCCACAUCAAGUGCUUUACCUGCAAGGUGUGCGGGUGCGACUUGGCUCAGGGAGGUUUCUUCAUGAAGAACGGGGACUACCUGUGCACGUUGGACUACCAGCGGCUCCAUGGCACAUGCUGCAAUGGCUGUGGGAGCUUUGUAGAGGGAGAGGUGGUCACUGCUCUCGGCAAGACGUACCAUCCGACCUGUUUCGUCUGCACAAUCUGCAAACGACCAUUUCCUACUGGAGAUCGUGUCACCUUUAAUGGGAAAGACUGUCUCUGUCAACACUGCAUCCACCCUAUGUCCCCUACCCCCAAAGACAUCAGCAGCUCCAGCAACUGUGCAGGCUGUGGUAGGGACAUUAAGAAUGGCCAGGCCCUAUUGGCUCUGGAAAGACAGUGGCACCUUGGCUGCUUCAAGUGCAAGGCCUGUGGCAAUGUGCUGAGCGGGGAGUACAUCAGCAAGGAUGGCACCCCCUAUUGCGAGAAAGACUACCAGAUCCACUUUGGGGUCCAGUGUGAGGCCUGCAAUCAGUUCAUCACAGGGAAGGUUCUGGAAGCAGGUGACAAGCAUUACCAUCCCAGUUGUGCAAGGUGCAGCAGAUGCAACCACAUGUUCACAGAAGGAGAGGAAAUGUACCUGCAAGGAUCUACAGUAUGGCAUCCAGACUGUAAGAACAAUAGCAGAGCUGAAGAGAAAUACAGGCCUACCAGGUCCUCGUCUGAGAGUAUCUGCUCAAGACCUGGCUCCAGCAUCUCAGGGUCCCCUGGUCACACAUUCUAUGUGAGUACCUACAGCAACUCUGCACACUACUAACUGGAGAUGCAACUGAAGGUUACACAACUGACUGGGGACUCCAAUGAAACAACAGUGUUAUUCUUCUACUUUAUUAUUGAUUGAUAUCACUCCAAGGUGUUCCCUACUUAUUGCGCUGUAUCAUCUAUGUGUUUGUUAUGUUGGAAGUAUUGUCAUGUACACUGUCCUGAGUUAUUUAUGGUUGUCCUGUCAUUGUCCUGUAUGUAUUUUGUACAAUAAAAAAAUGUAUUAAAAGCAUCACAAUUCUGAAUAAA
Messenger RNA from Oncorhynchus kisutch (coho salmon), 1667 nucleotides. It is a transcript of the gene ablim1b, whose product is annotated as actin binding LIM protein 1b. The record is from RefSeq and is a predicted model, not a curated record. The transcript has 9 exons. NCBI's taxonomy places the organism in Eukaryota, Metazoa, Chordata, Actinopteri, Salmoniformes, Salmonidae. Gene Ontology annotation, cellular component: actin cytoskeleton; stress fiber. Gene Ontology annotation, biological process: lamellipodium assembly; cilium assembly. The coding region runs from base 196 to 1413 and encodes 405 amino acids. Gene Ontology annotation, molecular function: actin filament binding.